AUGAGCGAAAAGCACCCAGAUCCCGCUUCGAAGCCUAAGAAAGCGCCCUCGAUACCCAGGCCUAGUGCGAGCGUCCUCCUUCUCUCUCCCCAAAACGAGGUCCUUCUCCUCCACCGCGUCCAAACUUCCUCGUCCUUCCCCUCGGCGCACGUCUUCCCCGGCGGCAACGUCUCAGCCUUCCACGACGGCGCCGCGCCCGAGCCCUCAGAUCCCGCGCGGCAUCAAGACAGUGAAACAUACCGGCUCGCCGCGAUCCGCGAGACCUUCGAAGAGAGCGGAAUACUGCUCGCGCGGGAUGACUCCGGAAAGCUGCUCGAAGUAGGCUCGGCCGAGCGUGAAGAGGCACGGCGACGAAUCCACAACGGCAAAGUAAAGUUCACAGACUGGCUGGUGGAGAAAAGGGCGAGGUCGGAUACCGAAAACCUCAUCCCCUUCACCCGCUGGGUAACCCCCACCAACGUCCCCAGGCGCUUCACAACGCAAAUGUACAUCUACCUGCUCCCUUUGCCCGCCUCCACCGAGCCCUCCGCCGCCGCCGCAACCCUCUCCUCUUUCCCCUCCACCUCCGAGACCGUGAUACCGACCCCCACGCACGACGGCGGCGUCGAGCACACCGCCGCGCGCUUCCUGCCUCCCGCGGACUGGCUGUCCAUGGCGCGGAAGGGGGACAUAAUCCUGUUCCCGCCGCAGUUCUUCCUCUUAUGGCUCGUCGAGUCCUGUUUCCGCGGGACAUCAACACCGCAGGAAGCGAGGAAGGCGCUCGAGGAGUUUGUGGGGCAGGAGCGCGAGACGAGCUGGGCGGAUAUGUGUAUUUCGCCGACGCUGCUAAUGAAGCGGAAGGGGGAUGGGAGGGCGGUCUUGGGGCUUGAUAAGCCGGGGCCGGAGCUCGAGGGGAUGGCGAGACGGGGGGAUAGGGAGAGGGUUGUGCUGGUUAGGUUUGGGAAGGAGGGGCCGAGGGAGGUGGAGGUGGCGUGGAGGAGGGAUGUGAUGGAGGAGGAGAGGGAGGGGACGGAGGGGAAAGGGAAGGAGAAGGAGAAGUUAUGA
Coniosporium apollinis CBS 100218 is the source of this 1044-nucleotide messenger RNA. RefSeq lists its product as uncharacterized. Gene Ontology annotation, cellular component: mitochondrion. Gene Ontology annotation, molecular function: hydrolase activity, acting on acid anhydrides, in phosphorus-containing anhydrides. The record is from RefSeq and is a predicted model, not a curated record. Bases 1 to 1044 code for a protein of 347 amino acids. NCBI's taxonomy places the organism in Eukaryota, Fungi, Ascomycota, Dothideomycetes. The transcript has 3 exons.